GCACACAGCUAGCACAGCUAACUACAGGAAUAAAUCUGUAUUUUUAUUAUUAUAUUAUAUUAUUAUAUAAGCGGUAUUUCUGCACCACUAUCCCUCAGCACGGGGCUGUUCCCGUGUAGCGAAAUGAAAACCUAAGCGUAUAAGCAGCUGAAGUUAUUAAAGGGACUGGUGUUGGUUGGUUAACAUUAGCUGGGUUAGCUCUGUUAGCUGUGAGAGUCUCAGUCUGGAGUCUGCACUCUGUGAGUGAUGAAUUAAACACGAUUUAAUUCAGAACAUUUUAAAUUGAAUUGUAUUAAAUCCAGCGCUCAGGUGGAAAUGCAGGCGCAGCGGUUCGCUCCUGUGGCCGAAAGCAGCCAUUCUGAAGGACGCGGUGGAGCAGAGUCUGCAGCUUUGGUGGAUAAUAAUACUAAAACACACUUCCGAGUCUGUCGCUUCAUCAUCGAGACAGGAGUGAAGUUGGGCAUGAGGUCAGUUCCUGUGGCCACAGCAUGUUCUCUGUACCACAAGUUCUUCCAGUCAGCCACUCUAGACGUCUAUGAGCCCUACUUAGUUGCCAUGUCCUGCAUAUACCUUGCAGGCAAAGUGGAAGAACAGCACCUCAGGACAAGGGACAUUAUUAAUGUGUGUCACAGGUAUUUCCACCCUGGAAGUGAUCCGAUGGAACUGAAUGGCAAGUUCUGGGAACUGAGAGACAGUGUGGUGCAGUGUGAGCUCCUUAUUCUCAGACAGCUCAACUUUCAAGUGUCCUUUGAGCAUCCCCAUAAGUACUUGCUGCACUAUCUGCUGUCAGUGAGGAAUCUGCUGAAUCGACACGCCUGGUCUCGGACACCCAUUGCAGAGACAGCCUGGGCCCUGCUUAAAGACAGCUACCACGGGCCGGUGUGUGUGCGCCAUCGUCCCCAGCAUCUCGCCCUCACUGCACUCUAUCUCGCUCUGCACACGUACGGGGUGCAGGUCCCCAGAGGGGAAAGAGAAUGGUGGCAGGUUCUGUGUGAGGACAUCACCAGGGCUCAGAUUGAAAGCAUAAUGACUGAACUGCUGCAUCUCUAUGACUUGGAGGCCAAAUGCACGUGAAGAAGAAUAAACAACACAACAGGCCAUAAAAAGCAAAUGGCAACCAAAUUUCAGUGUUUCUUCCUCGGAGAAACCCCUCUGAGACCGUUAAAGACCUUACAGACCAUGGGACUAAUACCCAAAAUGGCUCUUCCUGAUUAACUGAUGAUUAGGACUUCUGCAGCUGGAUUUCAGCGUGGCUAAUUAAGUUGUUAAAGUGGCUGUGCCAGUGUCUGUAGUGGACAGUGCUGUCAGGAAGAUGUGAGGUAGGGCAGUGAAGGCUGGAGUGUGAGUCACCAGGUGACAGUCUGAAAAAGAGGCUUUAGCCACAGCACAUCAAUCAGCUCCCAUGUGCAUGCCCUACUUUCUUCUUCUUCUUCUUCUUCCUCUUCUCCUACCUUGUUCUAUUUUCCCCAGGAUAGAAAAGAGAUAGAGGAAAAGAGAAAUGAGAAAGUGUAGAAGGGAGAGAGAGAAAGAGAAUGAAAGGAGAGAUGUAACCGUGCCAACCGAUCCCUAGAGCUGGACUACGACUCGAGGUAAAGCAGCCAAAUCUGGGGCAGUGCUUUGAUAUUUUAUAAUUUAAUUACUCUCUUCCUCUCCCAUUAGAAUGUAUCCCUGUGGUUCCCUGAAGUUAUGUUACAGUAAAUUAUGAUUGUGUCAGACAAGAUUGAGUUACAUCAGACUCCAAAUUGGCUCAUUCAUCUAAGUUCUGUUUCCUCUAACUCUGCUUGUGACCAGUUCAAAGCAACAUAUGUUCCGAGCUAAAAAUAUGUUCAUGUACUGUAUUUUUUUCCCCCAUAAGUACCCUUUUUCCUUUGAUUACCAUUAAAGUUUUUUUAAGCUUA
Messenger RNA from Astyanax mexicanus (Mexican tetra), 1898 nucleotides. RefSeq names its product cyclin Q (gene ccnq). The transcript is spliced from 5 exons. The record is from RefSeq and is a predicted model, not a curated record. Gene Ontology annotation, biological process: regulation of transcription by RNA polymerase II. NCBI's taxonomy places the organism in Eukaryota, Metazoa, Chordata, Actinopteri, Characiformes, Acestrorhamphidae. Gene Ontology annotation, cellular component: nucleus. Gene Ontology annotation, molecular function: cyclin-dependent protein serine/threonine kinase regulator activity. The coding region runs from base 316 to 1074 and encodes 252 amino acids.